AGCGCGGGCUGGGCAGGGAGCCCGCGGCGGGGCAGAGCGCGCGAAGGGAGCCGGAGCGAGACAGCAGCCAGCGAAGCCGCCAUGCAAAGGGCCAGCUCUGGGCAGCGCCAGGUGCAGCAGCAGCUGCCGCCAGCCUCGUGCCUAGGCAGGAGCGGCCACCUCAGUGCUCGGAAGGGGCAGUCCAGCUGGGGAGCCCCCGGGCGGCUGCGCGUCCUCUUCUUCCUCGCCUUUUGGCUGAGCUCGUGCAAAGGUGCACCAAUGGCAGCCAGUGUUCUACAAGGAGAACAAGAUUUGCAAUUAUGGAAUGAGAUAGAUGAUGUGUGUUCUGCAAUCCUGGCCAGAGAUGCUCAGCCUCAGUCAUCUAACACAUUGAAAGAGCUUUGCUUUAUGGUUCUGCAACUUCUACAGAAAAUUCAGGAGUCAGAUGAAAAAGACAACACCAAAAGAUUCUUAUUUCAUUAUUCUAAGACCCAUGACACGGGCAACUCAGAUGUUCUGUCGUCUGUCCUGCAUCCUUUGCUGCAACUUGUUUCCCAACUGCAUGAGAGGAGACCGAAGAGAUACAAAGUGGACGAAGAACUUCGAAUACCUGGAGGAGUUCAAAGCAGGGGAUAUUUUAUCUUCAGGCCACGCAAUGGGAGGAGAUCAACUGCAUUUCGUUGAAAGGAUUCCUCAUUCUUUGACUUAAAAUUGUUGUAGGAUUACAGACAACACAAGCAUCCCGACCUUUAUCAUGUGUACAAGUAUUUUUUUAAAAUAUAGAUAUAUUCCAUCUAAUGUGUAAAUUUCUUAAAAUGAACUACGUUUUAUUUUUUUUCCCCUUGGAGCAUCUUAAAAUUAUGUUUCUUUAUGUUUAUAUGGUGGCAAUUAUGUGUAAUAAAGCUGUAAACAAAAUAAUGUUGAUUUUAGAUGAGUGCAUGCAAAAGACAUUGUCCAUAGCAGGAUUAUUACAUUUUUUUCACUGUAAAUAAAGGAACUCAGUGGUGA
Molecule: messenger RNA, 987 nt
Organism: Sphaerodactylus townsendi
Lineage: Eukaryota; Metazoa; Chordata; Lepidosauria; Squamata; Sphaerodactylidae
Gene: NMU
Product: neuromedin U
Exons: 10
Coding region: 82-663 (193 amino acids)
Biological process (GO): regulation of smooth muscle contraction
Molecular function (GO): neuromedin U receptor binding
Source: RefSeq, a predicted model, not a curated record